Molecule: messenger RNA, 2190 nt
Organism: Nyctereutes procyonoides (raccoon dog)
Lineage: Eukaryota; Metazoa; Chordata; Mammalia; Carnivora; Canidae
Gene: GNA15
Product: G protein subunit alpha 15
Exons: 7
Coding region: 404-1528 (374 amino acids)
Biological process (GO): action potential; phospholipase C-activating dopamine receptor signaling pathway; adenylate cyclase-modulating G protein-coupled receptor signaling pathway
Cellular component (GO): heterotrimeric G-protein complex
Molecular function (GO): G-protein beta/gamma-subunit complex binding; GTPase activity; G protein-coupled receptor binding
Source: RefSeq, a predicted model, not a curated record
CAGAAUGAGGAAGGAGGGCCCAGCGGGCGCUGCGGGGACGGGGACAGACGCUGACUGUGGUCGGGGCCUUUCCUCGCCGGCAGCCCGCCCUCCCCGGGGGCACCCACCCUCAACCAGUUUGGCAGGGCCGGGCAGGUCUGCAGAUGGGCGGGGAGCCCUGAGCCUCCACACCUUCUCGGGCUCCUCCUCUGCCCCCCACCCGCCUGAGCCGGGCACUCAGGCCUCGUAGAGCUGGGCCCCCGGUGCCCGAGGCCGGGACGUCAGGGGUCCCUGGGGUGACCCCCCAAGGAAAGCCCCCCCCGGCCAGCCCCCCGCGCCGGUGCCAGGAGCCCUCCCCAGGGCCGGCCGGGGUGCCCUCCCGGGGCCGGGGCCAUGCCGCCUCGUGCCCGCUGAGGCCCCCACCAUGGCCCGCUCGCUGACCCGGCGCUGCUGCCCCUGCUGCCUGACGGACGAUGAGAAGGCGGCGGCCCGGAUCGACCAGGAGAUCAACAGGAUCCUCCUGGAGCAGAAGAAGCGGGAUCGCGGGGAGCUGAAGCUGUUGCUGCUGGGGCCUGGCGAGAGCGGCAAGAGCACGUUCAUCAAGCAGAUGCGGAUCAUCCACGGGGCGGGCUACUCGGAGGAGGACCGCAAGGGCUUCCGGCCCCUCGUCUACCAGAACAUCUUCGUCUCCAUGCGGGCCAUGAUCGAGGCCAUGGAGCGGCUGCAGAUCCCCUUCAGCAGGCCUGAGAGCAGCCACCAUGCCAGUCUGGUCAUGAGCCAGGACCCCUACAAGGUGACCACUUUUGAGAAGCGCUAUGCCGUGGCCAUGCAGUGGCUGUGGAGGGAUGCCGGCAUCCGGGCCUGCUACGAGCGCCGCCGGGAGUUCCACCUGCUUGACUCGGCCGUGUACUACCUGUCCCACCUGGAGCGUAUCACCGAGGAGGGCUACGUACCCACAGCACAGGACGUGCUCCGGAGCCGCAUGCCUACCACUGGCAUCAAUGAGUACUGCUUCUCUGUGCAGAAGACCAACCUGCGGAUCGUGGACGUCGGGGGCCAGAAGUCAGAACGCAAGAAGUGGAUCCACUGCUUCGAGAACGUGAUUGCCCUCAUCUACCUGGCCUCGCUGAGCGAAUACGACCAGUGUCUGGAGGAGAAUAACCAGGAGAACCGAAUGAAGGAGAGCCUGGCCCUAUUUGGCACCAUCCUGGAACUGCCCUGGUUCAAAAGCACGUCUGUCAUCCUCUUCCUCAACAAAACUGACAUCCUGGAGGAGAAGAUCCCCACUUCCCACCUGGCUACCUACUUCCCCAGUUUCCAGGGCCCGAGGCAGGACGCGGAGGCAGCCAAGAGGUUCAUCCUGGACAUGUACACCGGCAUGUACGCCAGCUGCGUGGACGGCGCUGACGGGGGCAGGAAGGGCCCGCGCUCCCGGCGCCUCUUCAGCCACUACACGUGCGCCACGGACACGCAGAACAUCCGCAAGGUCUUCAAGGACGUGCGGGACUCGGUCCUGGCCCGCUACCUGGACGAGAUCAACCUGCUGUGACCCAGGCCGCGCUGCCCCCGGGGCUCAGACCCGCGCGUGGCAGCGGGACCGGCGGGCGGACGGGCCCGGGGAGCCCCGCCACCCCUUGCGCUCAGCCCCAUGUCCAGGCGGCGGAAGGCCCGAGUGAGUCGGGGCUUGGAGGCCGGUCGCCCCCCUCCCCCGUGGUCCACCGCCCCGGGACAGCCCGUGGGCUCGCCCUCCCUUGACCCCGUUGACCUCCUCGGAAGGGGAGCACCAGGGCCACUGGGGACGGCGGGGUGGAGGGGUGAGGAGCAGGGGAGGGGACUCGGCCUGCCCUGGGCGGUGCUGGGUGCUCCCCGGGGCAGAGGCCGCGACCUCCCCCGACCCCACGCCGCGGUCGGGGUGCACAGCCCGGGGGCGGGGGGCGUGGUCCUGCAGCCCGAGGGACCGGACUCUGGCGCCCCCUAGCGGGCCGGAGGCGGCACCGCCAGCCUGAGGUCGGGGAAGCCCCGGCGGCAAGAGAGACCUGCAAAACCCUGCGUGUUCUCACCUGUUUACAGAGGAGGGAAACUGAGGCCCACAGGCAUUUCCCCCGCUUCCCAGGCUGGGGGCCGGGCGCACUGCAUCUUACAACCUUCUGUAUUUAUUCCCUCCCCGUCUGUGGGGCCCCUUGCAGAACAUUAAAGACAUGACGGUCUGGA